Molecule: messenger RNA, 1601 nt
Organism: Triticum aestivum (bread wheat)
Lineage: Eukaryota; Viridiplantae; Streptophyta; Magnoliopsida; Poales; Poaceae
Exons: 2
Coding region: 54-1343 (429 amino acids)
Source: RefSeq, a predicted model, not a curated record
CUAGCUAGUCCGCCGUCCGGUCCCCUCUCCGGAAACCUCCUCCAGCUCCAGCGAUGGCGCGGAAGAGCAAAGGGAAGAAGACCAGAACCAAAAGAGACCCACCUUCCUCCACCACGGUUCCUCCCCCGCCGCCGGUGGAGACACAGGCUACGGCGCCGGACGUCUCGAUCGACGUGCUCGCCGAGUUCGACAUCUUCAGCAUUCUCCGCCGUCUCUGCCUCGCCGACCUCCUCCGUGCCGCCCUCGCCUGCCACCGCUGGCGCCGCCUGGCCGCCAGCUGCCUCCCUCGCGCCCCUCCUCUCCUCGGCCACUUCUUCCACCCAACCCAAGUCAAUCCCCCGUUCCCGCUGGAGGAAACCAAGGAUCCCGACACCCCCGCCGUGUUCGCUCCCCUCGACGCCUCCUCCCCGCGCCUCUCCCUCGACUUCGCUCCGGAGGCCUUCCGCUUCUACCUCUACGACUCGCAUCAAGGCCUCCUGCUUUGCGAGCCGUCCGACCCCCUUCCCAAGGAGGUCAUCCCCCGCUUCCUCGUCCUCGACCCGGCCACCCGCCGCCGCACGCUCCUCCCGCCCCCGCGCCGCGACACGGUGCCCGAUGACCGCCGCUGGCGCAGCUCAAGGUACUACGUCGGCUCCGCGCUGCUCUCCCGCGCUCACCCGAGCAAGCUCUGCUUCGAGUCUGUCUGCUUCGCCAUCGACGGCGGCCACCCUCGCGCCUGGGUCGCGUCCGUCGACAACGGCGACUGCAGCUGGCGCGCUCUCCCGCGGGACGAGGAUGUCGUGGUCGAUUUCGACCCCUGGCUGUUCGAAGGACGCUGCGUGCACGCCGCCGGGAAGAUAUACUGGCACAUCUGCAACUCUGAGCGCGUGCUCGUGCUGGACCCUGUCACGCUCAGGUUCUCCUACCUGCCGGCGCCGCGCGCGCUGCGAAUCGACGCGCUGGCUGUGUGCAAGUACCGCGUCGGGGAGACGCCGGAUGGCCGGCUUUGCUUGGUCACGGACGGCCAGCAGCAGCUGCAUCUCUGGGUGCGCGGGGAGGGCAGGUCGAGCGACAACGGUUGGCUUCUGGAGAGGAGGAUCGUGGACUUGAGCGCGCUGUGCGACAUGAUUCCUGGCAUGCCCAGCAACCGGAUGCUCAGGACCCAUUGCAUCUGGCCCACCGACAUGGACGCCGGUCGCACAGGGAAGGUGUUCAUCAAGACCUGGGGAUUUGGGCGCUACACGUACGAUCUGCACACCGGCAAGAUGGAGCGCCUGCCGACGCGAAGCGGCAAGGACUAUGCGCACCCCGUCUUCGCCUACUCCCUGGCAUGGCCGCCCACGUUCCUCGCUCCAGAGGACUGACUUCGGCCGUGCGGUGACUUGUAAAGGAACUGGCGCAUCCUUGUUUGAAGUCAGCUCUUCAUAUGCGGGUCACUACUUCCUCAUUGUGUGCCAUCUCUCGAGGGGAAGCUCUGAUUACCUUGUCCUGUAUGAGACCAUUUAAGCAAUCUUUUUUUUUUUGCGGUUCUUUUGAUGCUAUGCUAUCCAAGCGUCAUUUGGAUCCGAUGAUAUUCAGCAAGGCAUACUGUUAAAUUAAAUUAUGCUUGUUUUGGACAAUCC